AGAAGAAAAGGCGGAAGGCGCCAAUUUUGUAUGAUUGUUGUUGUUUUCAUUAACUGUCUGUUGUUCUCAGCUUGUUCACUCCGGUACAGUGAUGGCUGAUAAUACUUUUCCUGUUCACAACGCGGAGACGUUAGUGAACUUUUAUAGAAAUGAUGUUCUCACCGGACAAGAAGCAAAACAACUCACCAAAAGCGACCUGACUCCGGUUCCGAAGCCACAAGCUGUUCAGACUCUGUACAUGAGAGUGUUACAUCUCCUGACCGACUUUAGACCCGAGUGUCACUCCAUGGUUCCUCUGUUGGAGAACAUCCAGUAUCCAGCCUAUCAUGAGGAAGCUACUUACAUUCUGAGUGUCUACACGUGCAUGCGUCAGUUCCUGCCCAUGUGCAUGGUGUAUGACUUCUCACUCAGUGAUCUACUGACUCCAAAGGUCAGACGUGGACAGACUGCAGACGUUGACCAGAAGCAUCCAAGAAGCAGAGAAGAAGAUUGAGAUGUUGACAACCAUCCCACCGGAGCAGCAGGCCGAGGCAGAUGAGCUGGCAGCUGCUUUCUCUGAGCUGAAGACUAAAACCAUGCACGAGUAUCAGGAGGCGAGCGCCGUGGACGAGAGUGUUGCAGAGUGGAAGGCCAGAAUCGCAGAGACCACACAGAAGCUGGCCCAGAUAAAGGUGGACGUCGGGGACCUGAAGGAGGACAUCAGUACUCUAAAGUCUCAGAUUGUUGAGUCUCCAGAGGAACUGAAGAGUGAAAUGGAGAGGAUGAGGGAGUGCGUUAAAACCAUGAAGAUCUCCAUCAAAGACACAGAUGAGCGUCUGGUGGAGCUGCAGAACAUGGUGCAGGGUGUGGGUCACACCGAGGCUGAGGUCCAGCAGAUGUUCAGCCUCCUGCAGGACCUGGAGAGCAGCAUGAACUCCACCAAGCAGCUGCAGGAGGAGAAGCAGGAGCUGGUUGCUCAGUAUGAGAAGAAGCAGAAGGAGUUAAAACAUCUGUGUGUGGAGGAGGGUCAGCUGAAGAGAGCUCAGGCCAUGAAGAUGGACAAGGAGUGCAAACACAACAUUCAAAAACAGAAGAAGAAGGAGAUGAAGGAGCAGCACGUUCAGGAAGUGUUGGGGACCUUUGACCACAUCCUCCAGAAGCGUGAGGAGAUGGCCAACAAAAUCCAGGAGAUUUCUGCAGAGAAGCAGCAGCUGAAGACCAAGAUCAGCAGCCUGAGAGACGUGUGCAGCAAAGAGACAGAGAAGGCUCAGCUGCUGUUCGAGACCCUCUCUACAUCCAUGGAAGAGCUGCACAAGAGGAUUGAGAUGCAGCUCACAGAACUGAACCUAAACCUAGAGAGGAUGUCCAAGUGAUGCUUUUACUUUUUGUCUGUUAUUUUGUUUUCUUCUUCACAGUUAAAGUUGAAUAUUUUUUGUUUCACAAUAUUCUUGUACAUUUCUUCUUCUGACCAUCUUUCUGAAUUUACCACUGAAAAAAAGAACAACUUUACUGAAUUGAGCUGUAUAUUUUUAUUAAAACAUUUCAUUUAAACUGAACAAGUCUAAAAAAUAGUUGUUGGUUAAUGUAGUUUUUAUCACAUUUUUCUAAAAAUAAAAUGUCGCAUGCAUUGUGUAAGCAGUCCAGACUGCAGGUUUAUCAUGCAAUUUUUUUUAAAUCAGAUUACUGUUAAUAAACUAAGUCAGCUCUGGA
Messenger RNA from Austrofundulus limnaeus, 1689 nucleotides. It is a transcript of the gene nuf2, whose product is annotated as UF2 component of NDC80 kinetochore complex. NCBI's taxonomy places the organism in Eukaryota, Metazoa, Chordata, Actinopteri, Cyprinodontiformes, Rivulidae. The record is from RefSeq and is a predicted model, not a curated record. Gene Ontology annotation, cellular component: kinetochore; Ndc80 complex. Gene Ontology annotation, molecular function: protein-containing complex binding. Gene Ontology annotation, biological process: meiotic chromosome segregation; attachment of mitotic spindle microtubules to kinetochore; mitotic spindle organization.